Messenger RNA from Lodderomyces oxycetoniae, 810 nucleotides. RefSeq lists its product as uncharacterized. The coding region runs from base 1 to 810 and encodes 269 amino acids. The record is from RefSeq and is a predicted model, not a curated record. Lineage: Eukaryota; Fungi; Ascomycota; Pichiomycetes; Serinales; Debaryomycetaceae. The transcript has a single exon.
AUGAAUCACAAGUUUAAUGCGCGCUUAGCUGAUGAAAAUGAGAGUCUAGGUGAUAUUCAAUUUUGGUCAGAUAAUAAAGAGGAAAUUCCGCUGUUUAAAACAGACUUGUUAACAUUUGUUGCCUAUAUUCGCUACGACAAGAUCCCCGUAUAUUUAAUCAGUAGCCGUCCGUUUUCAAUAUUUACCAAUAAUACUAAUACGAGCAACUAUUUCGAGAGAAAGUUGGUUCAGAAAUCAUUGAUUAAUCAAAUUGGUCUUGGUCUUCUUGCAAAAAAAGGGGCUACAGAGGGUGAAUACAGUGUGUUUUAUUAUGAUGAUCUGCAAGUUAAAUCGUUUACUAUAAAUUUCAAUUUUUUGGAAACCGUUCAAGAAUUCAUAGCAAAUAAGAAAUAUACUUUAAACUCUUUUAUCACUAACGAUAGACAAGCCCCUAAUGAAGCAAUAUUGAAAAGCUUUGAUAAAGCAUUGGAAAAAAGACUAGAGCCAAAUCCAUUCAUCUUGAACGAGAAGAAGAAGCAUUCAAACUCGCUGGUAUUGUCGACGCCUGAACAAAUCAAUACCGCAGUGACCAAAAUUAUUCUGUCAGGGUUGAGGAUCCGUGGGUUGUCCGUGAGUCUGGCUACGUCAGUUAAUGAAAAACUCAAAAUAAAAGAGAUUUACCAGAUGACGCAAAGAGCAACAUUGUUCUCGCUAAGAAAGUACAAUGACACAAAUGUCAAGAAACCAGGUUCAAAGAGACACCCAAUAACGCUAUCGGAGUUGCAGGAAAUUGUCGAAAAUUUGUUGCACUUGUUCAUUGACUUGGAAUGA